CAGCAGCAGCAGUGGUGGCUGCCUUCCCACCACCGACUCAGAGACGUGCCGUGCCUAGCAGAGAGGGGAGUACUUCUAUCAACAAGCCAAUAGCUCUGACAGGAAUUUUUUCAUUACACAGUUGUUAGGCAAGGAUGCCGGGAGGUGGGGGAAAGCUGAUGUCAUUAGCAGGGGUGUGCGAGUGCAUCAGCAGCCAUGUCACAUGCUGCUAGGUGGGUCAGUGAUGCGGACGGAGAUGCAUGGCAGUUGCACGGGGCACAGAAGCAGCAGACCAAAAAGAGUCGGAGCUGGCUGCAGUGGGCAGCAGGAGGAUGCUCUUCCCCAACUGUGGCUGCGUGCCUGGUUCCCAGGAGAUGCCGCCCUCCAGGGGCUCGCCGGGUGUCACAGACCUGGGCCUGGGCCUCCAGUCUCUCCGUCUGUCCGGCUGGGACAGACCCUGGAGCAGCCAGGAGACGGACUCUCAUUCUUCCCCCUCCCAGAUUCAGACUAGCUCACCCUCCAUGCUAGGUAUUCUGAACAGUCCCUUCAGUAGCAUCCUCGGGAAGCCCCCCGGCUACAUGCCACCCGACUCCAUGAGCAUGACUGCUGACUUCCUGGAGAAGUUUCCCAGCAUGGCCCGCAUGGCGAACCGACUGGAAUCCACCUCCUUCCUGGACUCUCGCUCCAGCAGUCCCGAGGACUCGGAGACCAGUGGAUUCAGCUCUGGCUCGGACCACCUCUGUGACAUGCUGUCCACUCUGCGGAUUUCCCCUCCCCUGCCUUAUCUUGCAUCGAGCAUGCAGAAGGAUCUGCUGCGACUGGGCUCUCGGCUGGACCCCCAGGACUCCAGCUCUCCCCUGACCCCAUCAUCCAUUCCAAGCCCCUCCUCAGCCAUUUCCCGCCGCUGGCGUACUGGAUCUCCGUGGCCUGGCUCUGAUGUGCUUGACCAGUCGGAUGAUGCAUUCAGCAUUGAGAGGGAGGCCCGCUUGCACAGGCAGGCUGCAGCUGUGAAUGAGGCCACAUUCACCUGGAGCGGGCAGCUGCCUCCCAGGAACAACAAGGAUCCCAUGUAUUCCUGCAAGGUCUUUCUUGGUGGCGUGCCCUGGGACGUCACAGAAGCUGGCCUGAUCAACAUCUUCAGUGGGUAUGGUCCUCUGACUGUGGAGUGGCCGGGUAAGGAUGGAAAGCAUCCUCGCUGUCCUCCCAAAGGUAAUGUGGCAAAAGGCUAUGUUUACCUGGUUUUUGAGAAUGAGAAGUCUGUCCGAGCUUUGCUCCGCGCCUGCUCCCAGGACCAGUUCCCCCCCGAGGACAACAGGGAGUACUACUUCAAGAUGUCCAGCCGCAGGAUGAGAUGCAAGGACGUGCAGGUCAUCCCCUGGGUGAUCUCCGACAGUAACUACGUGCGCUGCCCUGCCCAGCGUCUGGAUCCCAGUAAGACGGUGUUUGUGGGCGCACUGCACGGCAUGUUGAACGCUGAGGCGCUGGCCAGCAUCAUGAACGACCUGUUUGGAGGAGUCAUGUAUGCUGGCAUCGACACGGACAAGCACAAGUAUCCCAUAGGCUCUGGACGUGUCACUUUUAACAAUCAGCGCAGUUAUCUGAAAGCUGUCUGUGCAGCAUUUGUGGAGAUUAAAACACCCAAGUUUACAAAGAAGGUCCAGAUCGACCCCUACCUGGAAGACUCCGUGUGUCAAGUUUGCCUUCGCCAACCUGGACCUUUCUUCUGCAGAGACGAGGCCUGCUUCAAGUACUACUGCCGCUCCUGCUGGCACUGGCAGCACUCCAUGGACAUCUUGAGCAACCACCGGCCCCUCAUGCGCAACCAGAGGAACAGAGACUCCAGCUAAAGCUGAGGGAUCCGAUCACUCUGAAGGUCCAGAGCCCCCGAGUACGGGGCAGGCUACCCGCCAAGGAGAGCACGUGUGCCGGGCGUCCCCCGGUUCGAGGGCGCCACGGCACUCCACCAGGCACUGGGGAUAUCACUGUAGAAAAUGUUCACUUUUGCACUUGCUACAUUUUUGCUGUUGUUCACAGUGGCACUAUGCACAGUGACCUUAUUGGGAGAAGGGGCCCUUCACUCUUAUGCAUUUUCCCUGACUUGUGGCCAGACAGAGAGUCGGGAGUCUGCCUAAAGUUCAGAGGUGGAUGAAAAUGCCUUUUUCUUCUCUUUUUUUGAUUUUUGUUUUACAUGUGUUGCAUAGUGACGAGCUAACACGCAAGUCUCAUUGCCGUUCAUUGGCAAAUGCCAUACAGUGCCUUUAAAUAUUUGUUUUUGUUUUCCCCCUCCUCCCUCCCUCCCUUCGUCCACCCUCAGUUGGCAUCUGUUUUUUCCUGUGCAAGCCAACUGGUGUUUCUUACUUUUGGGAGUUGAAUGUCGGGCUUCAUUUCAGACAUUUUUACAGUUUUUUACACAAACGGUUUUAAGUCAUAACAUGAAAAAUUUUGAACAGAAUUCUACCAGGCGGCUGUUUAUGGGAAAAUCCCCCUUUUUAUUUUUUGGUUUCUUUUUUUUCUCAUAAAUUUCUGUGGCUAUUUUUUCCUAUUUUUUUAAAUUCGCCCUCCCAAAUUUCAACUGAAUGGGCCCAAAAUGUUGGAAGUUGUACUUUCACUUGCUUUGUUGGCCCACUUGUAUUAAAUGUGUAAAACCAAUAGCACUGGAUAUGUGAUCGACUGGGUCGCCAUCUUUUCUCAAGCAUCUGAUGAACCCGGUUGAGACUCGAGUGAAUGAACCAUUUGGUUGUACAUAGUUUGAUUUUUGCACUUUUUAAUUUGCACGUGUGGAGAGGUGGCAGUGGUUUUUAAUCACUUUUGUACAUCAGCAGGGGGACACUCCUACGUUAGAACAGCUGCUUGUUUCCUGUUGAAUGUAAGAACUUCCACUUAGCUGAUAACUUUAUCUAUCAGAGCUUGAGUAGACCCCACUAAAUGAUUCCAUGCUUUCUUAUCCCAUUUUGCCUUCCUGUUCCAGUUGGACAUAAAUGCAUAAGCUGUGUGCCAAAGACAAAGUGUCUUUUCUUAUCCAUUAGUUUUGUCAUGCUGAGCUUGUUGUCCCUUAGCCCAGCCGCUUUUUAGAGUUUCGAAAGUCUACCUCAUUGUGGUCUGCCAAGUUUGCUGCUACUUACAGUUGUGGAGUAUGUUCAGAUUGGGCACAAUAAAGGUGUUUAAGCAUUA
Platichthys flesus (European flounder) is the source of this 3150-nucleotide messenger RNA. It is a transcript of the gene cpeb1b, whose product is annotated as cytoplasmic polyadenylation element binding protein 1b. The record is from RefSeq and is a predicted model, not a curated record. The transcript has 11 exons. NCBI's taxonomy places the organism in Eukaryota, Metazoa, Chordata, Actinopteri, Pleuronectiformes, Pleuronectidae. Gene Ontology annotation, cellular component: cytoplasm; neuron projection; nucleus. The coding region runs from base 240 to 1826 and encodes 528 amino acids. Gene Ontology annotation, biological process: negative regulation of cytoplasmic translation. Gene Ontology annotation, molecular function: mRNA regulatory element binding translation repressor activity; mRNA 3'-UTR binding; translation factor activity, RNA binding.